CACACGCACAGUCCCCUGGGGCGGGUCCACGACGGGAGGCGUGUUGUGACGGCGGCCUCGCGUCCGUGCGGGUCGUGCGUCUCUUCGGAUUGGCGAAACGAUAGCCAAUAAGAUCAGCGUCCUGGCUGUGAUUGGCUGCGAUAGUGUUGACGGAUACGUGAGACUAAAUCGCCGCCUCUGUGCAGCGUCUUGAAUCGCGCGCGAAUUCGGGUGGGGACAGGUCUAGGAGAAUUAAUGCACCAUAGCCACUGUCGCUUUUUCUCUUCGGGGAGAUGAGGCAGUGUUUUAAACAACCCUAGUGUUUAUACAGGGGCGUUUGGAAAUGAGCAUGCCCCGUACGCGCGAGGCCCGCCCCUCCAGUUUUCCCCUUCGCUCACAGGCCGGGACUGUGCCACUGCGCCUUCUCUCAGGCUGCACGAGCGGCAAGUUGAUCUGAUGCCUGCUGAAGUGUACACAGCCCCCGAGAUUCGGCAAGCAUCGGCCUCCUGCUGUCUCCUGAAGUGUCUCCGCGCCACACUCGGGAGCAGCCUCUGAUACUCGGAACGACUCAGGGAAGCGCUCGAGCCCCGCCUUUCCUGUGAGGCAACGCAGUGGAGCUUCGGGAGGGGCUGGCCGAAACCCUGCCUGAGAUACUUAGAAUUAAAGGGAAAUUUUGGAGCUGCUUGCCCUUGGUAGCGGUAGCCUCCUCACUCCCUCAAGAAGGCAGCAGGCUCCGUAGCUCUGGGGCGGGGCCCCGAGGCGUGCCGAGUAGUACCAAUCGUAUUCGACUCUUUCCGGCUGUUUCCGCCGCCAGUCUCUUCGGGAGGUCUGAGCGGCGCAGUGCUCUCCCUCGACUGUUGUGGUUUUCCUGGAGCAGCGUCGUCCCGGUAACACCCACCACGCAGCAAAUCAGCCUAGAUACCUGAAGCUUGUUUGAAGGAAAGGAAGGGUUUCAUCCCUGACCAGAUCUGUGUAUCAUCAUGGCUCUGUAUUUUGACCACCGAAUUAAAGCCAUGGAUGCAGCUGCGUACCCAUCUCACAUUGCCUGGCACCCUAUUCACUCAUUCCUGGCAGUAGCCUCUAUAAGCCCAUCUUCAGGAGGCAGUGUGAACAUCUACCUGGACCAAGGUGAACCUAUACCUGACACCCAUAUUGAGAGGUCUUUCCAGGUCACUUCCCUAUGCUGGCACCCAAAACAGCUGAUCCUGGCUAUUGGCUGGGAGACUGGAGAAGUGAUAAUAUUUAAUAAGCAGGACAAGGAGCAGCACACAGUGCCCCUGCCACACACCAUUGAUAUCGCCAUCCUCAGUUGGAGUACUAGUGGGAACUGCCUGGUGUCUGGAGAUAAGCUUGGAGUCCUGCUUUUGUGGAGACUUGACCAGCGGGGGCGAGUGCAGGGAACACCUCUUCUGAAACAUGAUUACGGGAAGCACCUCACCCAUUGCAUCUUCCGGCUUCCCCCUCCUGGAGAGGAUCUGGUUCAGUUGGCAAAGGCAGCAGUGAGUGGGGAUGAGAAAGCCCUGGAUAUGUUUAACUGGAAGAAAAGCAGCUUUGGAAGUUUCCUGAAGACUGGCUCUCAAGAGGGACUGUCUUUCUUUGUCAGUCUCUUGGAUGGGACAGUACACUAUGUGGAUGAAAAAGGCAAGAGUGCCCAAGUGGCAUCCACAGACAGCUCAAUCCAGGCACUGUUCUACAUUGAGAAGAGAGAGGCACUGGUGGUGGUUACACAGAACCUUCUGCUGUCCCUGUAUGUGGUGACUCUUGAGGGAGAAGCUGAAGAAGUGAUGAAGGUAAAGUUGAACGGGAAAACAGGUCACCAGGCAGACAUAGCUUUGAUUGAGGGCAGCCUUCUUGUGACAGCCAUAGGGGAACCGGUGCUCAGAUUCUGGGACUUGGAACAAGGAGAGAAUUAUAUACUGAGUCCACAGGAGAAGUUUGGCUUUGAAAAAGGAGAGAAUAUAAACUGUGUUUGUUUCUGUAAAGCCAAAGGUCUCCUGGCAGCUGGUACCGAUAAAGGGCGAGUAGCCAUGUGGAAAAAAGGGCCAAACUUCCCAGGUGGUCGGGGGUUGGAGGGCAAGGACAUGUGGGCUCUUCAAACACCUACUGAGCUGGAAGGAAACAUCAUACAAGUAAAGUGGGGAUCCAGGAAGAACCUUUUGGCAGUGAGCAGCAUCAACUCUGUGUCCAUCCUCAGUGAGCAAGCCAUGUCAUCACACUUCCACCAGCAAGUGGCUGCUGUGCAGAUCUCACCAAGCUUAGUUAAUGUGUCCUUCCUGUCCACAGGAGGCACACACAGCCUGUGUACUGACAUGCACAUCAGUGGCGUGUUCACCACCAAGGGUGCUGUGGCUGUCUGGAAUGGAAAACAGGUAGCAAUCUUUGAGCCUUCAGAAUCCACCUUACGGAAUGCAGGAACCUUCUUGUGUGAGACCCCAGUGUUAGCAAUGCAUGAGGAAAGCGUUUAUACAGUGGAGCCAAACCGAAUUCAAGUUCGGACCUGGCAGGGGACUGUCAAACAGCUCCUACCGUUCGCUGAGACUGAGGGGAGCCCCUGCUUCCUGGACGUCUGUGGGACUUUCCUGGUUGCAGGGACAGACUUAGCUCAUUUUAAAAGCUUUGAUCUUUCUAGAAGAGAAGCAAAGGUGCAUUGCAGCUGUAAGAACCUGGCUCAGCUGGUCCCUGAGAUUGGGAGCAUUGCUUCUCUUAGAUGCAGUGCCAACGGGAACAAGAUCAGCAUCCUCCUCAGCAUGGCUGACAACAUUCCUGAUUCCAAAAUCUACAUUUAUGAUGUUGAGAUGGACACAAUGACCAUCUUUGACUUCAAGACUGGACAGAUUGGUCAGAUGGAGUCACUGCCCUUUAGCGAGCAAAAGACUAAUGAGAGCCACAGCUUUAUGCAUGAGAAAUUGGCAAAUUACAUUCCUGUAAACCAUUUCUGGGAUCAGAGUGAGCCCAGGCUUUUUGUGUGUGAGGCCUUACAGGAAGCUCCUGGAGCCCAGCUGCAGGCUGGAGACAAACAGCCACAUGUGGAAGAUGGCACACACCACAAGGAAGAUGUUUUGAUUCUGUCAUUCUUCGCUUCUGAAGAACAUGGCUUCUUGCUACAUGACUGCUUCCCUCGGCCUCCCACCUAUCAGAACCUUCUAGGAAUGGAAGUACCUUAUUAUUACUUCACAAAAAAGCCUGGAGAAGCAGAUAAAGAAGACAGGAUGGAUUCUGGGAACUACCACAUCCAGAUGGUAGCCAAGAGACCCCUACGAGACUUUGUGGGUCUGGAGGACUGUGAUAAGCCUACUCGAGAUGCCAUGGUCAACUUCAGCUUCUUUGUCACUGUUGGAGAUAUGGAUGAAGCUUUCAAAUCUAUCAAACUCAUCAAAAGUGAGACUGUCUGGAAGAAUAUGGCACGCAUGUGUGUGAAGAAUCAGCGGCUGGAUGUCGCCAAGGUGUGCCUAGGGAACAUGGGUCAUGCCCGAGGGGCUCGAGCACUGCGGGAGGCUGAACAGGAGCCAGAGCUGGAAGCCAGAGUAGCCAUGUUGGCCAUACAAUUGGGCAUGCUGGAGGAUGCUGAGCAACUGUACAAGAAAUGCAAGCGCUAUGAUCUCCUGAACAAGUUCUAUCAGGCCUCCAACCAGUGGCAGAAAGCUGUGGAGGUGGCUGAGCUCUACGACCGUGUCCACCUACGCACUACAUAUUACAACUAUGCCAAGCACCUGGAAGCCAGCGCCGACUGUGGCCUGGCCCUCAGUUACUAUGAAAAGUCAGAUACCCACCGUUUCGAGGUACCCAGGAUGCUUUCAGAAGACCUGCAGUCCCUGGAGCUCUACAUCAAUAGAAUGAAAGACAAGACGCUGUGGAGGUGGUGGGCCCAAUACCUUGAGAGUCAAGCAGAGAUGGACACUGCACUGCGCUACUAUGAGCUGGCACAGGACUACUUCUCCCUGGUUCGCAUUCACUGCUUCCAGGGCAACAUUCAUAAGGCUGCUGAAAUAGCCAACGAGACUGGAGAUUGGGCUGCAUCCUACCACCUUGCCCGGCAGUACGAGAGCCAGGAGGAGGUGAAACAGGCAGUACACUUUUACACACGGGCACAGGCCUUCAACAAUGCAAUCCGCCUGUGCAAGGAAAACUGCCUAGACGACCAGCUCAUGAACUUGGCCCUGUUGAGCUCCCCAGAGGACAUGAUUGAGGCAGCCCGAUACUAUGAGGAGAAGGGAGAGCAGAUGGACAGGGCUGUCAUGCUCUAUCACAAGGCUGGACACUUCUCUAAGGCCUUGGAGCUGGCUUUUGCCACCCAGCAGUUUGCAGCCCUACAGCUCAUAGCAGAGGACCUGGAUGAGAAGUCAGAUCCUGCUCUUCUGGCCCGCUGCUCAGACUUCUGCAUCAAGCACAAGCAGUUUGAGAAGGCUGUGGAGCUUUUGCUGGCUGCCAAGAAGUAUCAUGAGGCUCUGCAGCUGUGCCUAGAACAGAACAUGACCAUCACUGAGGAGAUGGCUGAGAAGAUGACUGUGUCCAAGGACUCCAAGGAUUUGACUGAGGAGUCACGGCGUGAACUGCUAGAGCAGAUUGCGAACUGCUGUAUGCGCCAGGGCAACUAUCACUUGGCCACCAAGAAAUACACACAGGCUGGGAACAAGCUGAAGGCCAUGAGAUCACUGCUCAAGUCUGGAGACACAGAGAAAAUUGUGUUCUUUGCGGGCGUCUCAAGACAGAAGGAAAUCUACAUCAUGGCUGCCAACUACCUGCAGUCCUUGGACUGGCGGAAGGAUCCAGAGAUCAUGAAGAAUAUUAUCAGCUUCUACACCAAGGGACGGGCCUUAGACCUCCUGGCUGGCUUCUAUGAUGCCUGUGCCCAGGUGGAGAUUGAUGAAUACCAAAACUAUGACAAGGCCCAUGGAGCGCUAACUGAGGCCUAUAAAUGCCUGUCAAAGGCCAAGGCUAAGAGCCCCCUGGACCAGGAGACCAAGCUAGCCCAGCUGCAAAGCAAGAUGACGCUAGUGAAGAGAUUCAUCCAAGCCCGCAGGACCUACUCAGAGGACCCCAAGGAGUCGAUCAGGCAGUGUGAGCUGCUCCUAGAGGAGCCGGACCUGGAUAGCACCAUCCGUGUUGGGGAUAUCUAUGGCUUCCUGGUGGAGCACCAUGUACAGGUGGAGGAAUACCAAAUGGCCUAUAAGUAUCUUGAAGAGAUGCGGAAAAGACUUCCUUCAGCCAACAUGUCAUACUAUGUGGACCAACGCACUAUGGACACUGUGCACCAGGGCCUGGGCCUCCCUCUAUCCCGAAUCAUUCCUGAGCGGAUCCGCCACAAUAGCAUGGAGGACCAUAAGGAAGUGUAUGAAGAGGUGGUAGAAGAGGUAGAAAAUGACCCCUUAUAGGCCUCAAGUCUCCAAAACUGGCCAUCGUUGUGCUGCUCGGAAAGGGUCUUCUGGAAUUUUCUAGUUGCUAGUAUCAGAGGCAGCUCUUUUUUUUUUCUGUAUUGUAUGCAGGACAGUAGGACAUGGAGUCUAGUUGCUACAGCCCAGGAGGGAGCAUGCUAUUCUUGAUCUGCCUCAUUUCUAUAUUUAGAAGGAAGAUUACAUUUGUUUUUAAGCCAUUCCUUCAGCAUUCUUGCCUCUGGGUGUUCGGCAGUUCCUGUGGAUUUUUGGUUUAGUUCC
Messenger RNA from Nannospalax galili (Upper Galilee mountains blind mole rat), 5630 nucleotides. It is a transcript of the gene Ift140, whose product is annotated as intraflagellar transport 140. Gene Ontology annotation, molecular function: protein binding. The coding region runs from base 960 to 5351 and encodes 1463 amino acids. Gene Ontology annotation, biological process: intraciliary retrograde transport. NCBI's taxonomy places the organism in Eukaryota, Metazoa, Chordata, Mammalia, Rodentia, Spalacidae. The record is from RefSeq and is a predicted model, not a curated record. The transcript has 31 exons. Gene Ontology annotation, cellular component: ciliary basal body; intraciliary transport particle A; axoneme.